GUCUGGGCAGCCGUGAUGCUGCGGGCGCGCGAGGCGGCGCAGUUCCUGCGGCCCCGGCAGCGACGCGCCUACCAGGUCUUCGAGGAGGCCAAGCAGGGCCACCUGGAGAGGGAGUGCAUCGAGGAGCUGUGCAGCCAGGAGGAGGCCCGGGAGGUGUUCGAGAACGACCCCGAGACGGAAUAUUUUUAUCCAAGAUACUUAGACUGCAUUACUAAACAUGGAUCUCCGUACAUCAAGAGCCCCGCUUUCGUCGCCUGCGUUCAGAACCUGCCUGACCAGUGCACCCCAAACCCCUGCACCAAGGAGGGGACCCAAGUCUGCCAAGACCUCAUGGGCAACUUCUAUUGCCAGUGCAGAGCUGGCUGGGGUGGGAGGCUCUGUGACCAAGAUGUCAAUGAGUGCAGCCAGAAGAACGGGGGCUGCAACCAAAUCUGCCUCAACAAGCCUGGCAGCUUCCACUGCGCCUGCUACAGCGGCUACGCGCUCUCCGCAGACGGCAGGACCUGCCAAGACGUGGACGAGUGUGCGGAGGGCAGGGCGUGUGGGGAGGCGCGCUGCAGGAACCUGCCGGGCUCCUACUCCUGCCUCUGUGACGAGGGUUACGCGUUCAGCUCCCAGGAGAAGGCCUGUCAAGCAGAUGUGGACGAGUGUGCCGAGGGGCGCUGUGAGCAGGCCUGCGUCAACUCCCCAGGGGGCUACACCUGCCACUGCGACGGACGUGGGGGCCUCAAGCUGUCCCCGGACAUGAACACCUGCGAGGACAUUUUGCCCUGCGUGCCUUUCAAUGUGGCCAAAAGCGUGAAGUCCUUGUACCUGGGCCGCAUGUUCAGCGGGACGCCCGUGAUCAGACUGCGCUUCAAAAGGCUGCAGCCCACCAGGCUGCUUGCCGAAUUCGACUUCAGGACCUUUGACCCCGAGGGGGUCCUCUUCUUUGCUGGAGGCCAUCAGGACAGUGCUUGGAUCGUGCUGGGCCUGCGGGCCGGCCGGCUGGAACUGCAGCUCCACUACCGUGGCGUCGGCCGCAUCACCAGCAGCGGGCCAGUCAUCAACCACGGCAUGUGGCAGACGAUCUCUGUGGAGGAGCUGGACCGGAAUCUGGUCAUCAAGGUGAACAAGGAUGCUGUUAUGAAGAUCGCAGUGGCCGGGGACCUGUCUCAGCUGGACAGAGGGCUGUACCAUCUGAACCUGACUGUGGGGGGCAUCCCCUUCAAGGAGAAAGACCUGGUCCAGCCUAUGAACCCCCGUCUGGAUGGCUGUAUGAGGAGCUGGAACUGGCUGAGUGGCGAGGACACCACCAUCCAGGAGACAGUGAAAGCGAACUCCAAGAUGCAGUGCUUCUCCGUGACGGAGAGAGGGUCCUUCUACCCGGGGACCGGCUUCGCCUUCUACAGCCUCGACUACACUCAGACCUCCGCGGACGCCGGCACCGACGCAGCCUGGGGGAUAGAGGUCGUGGCUCGGAUCCGCCCCGCCACCGACACUGGGGUGCUGCUCGCACUGGUGGGCGGGGACCGCGUGGUCGCCCUCUCCGUGGCCCUGGUCGACUACCACUCCACCAAGAAGCUCAAGAAGCAGCUGGUGGUCCUGGCUGUGGAGGGGGUCACCCUGGCUCUGAUGGAGAUCAAGGUCUGUGACGGCCAGGAGCACCGCGUGGCCGUCUCCGUGCGGAAGGGCGAGGCCACCCUGGAGGUGGACGGCACCAGGGGCCAGAGCGAAGUGAGUGCCGUGGGGCUGCAGGAGAGCUUGGCCGUGCUUGAGAGGCACCUGCAGGGCUCUGUGCUCACCUUCCUUGGCGGACUUCCAGACGUGCCUGUGACCUCAGCGCCAGUCACGGCCUUCUACCGCGGCUGCAUGACCCUGGAGGUCAACCAGCAGGCGCUGGACCUGGACGAGGCCGCCUACAAGCACAGUGACAUCACAUCGCACUCCUGCCCCCCCGUCGAGCAGGCCGGCCCCUAGAGCGGCAGAAGAGAGACGGCGCGGGGGCUCCGCCCUCCCACCUGCGCGAGCAUCUCUGGACCCCGCACCCCUGGGGGACGCGUCCUCUGAGACGACUCUGCCUUGUAACAUACGUGUAAAUAGUUGAGGGGACUGGUGUCAGUGACCCGAAGCCCCGGCCCCAAAAGCCUCCGAGCAGAGCGGGAGGCGGGCACCUACCCGAGCAGACCCAGGAAAAUAAUUAUGUUAUUUUUAUUACCAAAUGCUUCUUUCUGGCCUAAAGAUAUGGACAAAUAAACUACCUACAGAACUGUUUCUAA
This is a messenger RNA of Suricata suricatta (meerkat), 2258 nucleotides long. RefSeq names its product growth arrest specific 6 (gene GAS6). The record is from RefSeq and is a predicted model, not a curated record. Gene Ontology annotation, cellular component: extracellular region. Bases 16 to 1959 code for a protein of 647 amino acids. Lineage: Eukaryota; Metazoa; Chordata; Mammalia; Carnivora; Herpestidae. Gene Ontology annotation, molecular function: calcium ion binding. The transcript is spliced from 14 exons.